Messenger RNA from Aspergillus calidoustus, 924 nucleotides. The record is from the annotation of a GenBank genome assembly. Lineage: Eukaryota; Fungi; Ascomycota; Eurotiomycetes; Eurotiales; Aspergillaceae.
GAAUGACCCAAAUUUACAAAUUGACGUUGUCAACCAGCUCUUUAAUUCUCGUUGGACUAGCUUCGAAAGGUAUAUUAAGGCCCCAAGUCGCACUUGAUAUCAAGGAUCAUCAUCGCUCCAUCCUCGAUUCGCCAUCAAAUCAACCCGACUCCUUCCUUUUGACACAAACCAACCCUCAGGCGCAUUCUAGAACACGCACAAUGUACUCCAACAUGCUUUUGCUCGGGUUCAGCAUCCUCACCGGCGCCCUCGCGGCUGACCAAGUCGUGACCAUGUACCUCCCAGACAACGACGACGCCCAAGCUCUAGCUGGCAGAGUCCUUGGAUCACAAUCUGACACCACGACAUAUCUUAUUGCCUGUGCCGACUCAGUCACCACCACGUGCGACCUGCCCGCCGCCGCAACAGUCAUCCAGGCCCCAUCUACUGUGAGCCUGAUUGCCGAUGUGUCCGGAGAGCCGGUAGUCGUAGCCUGCACGCACGAUGACGAGAUCGCGACAUGCUCCAUGGGGGCUGGUGAGGUGUGGUAUGUCACCGACACCGAGAGUGUGACUUCAUACGGUGUUACCAUCACCGGGACUGGGACGCCCUCGUCGGGGUCGACGCCGGCUUCUAGUUCUGCGACGCAUACGUCGACGACCCCUACUAGCAGCGCCACUCAGGCGGACUCGAGCCAGUCGAGCACUAACACGACUACCGGUGCGGGUGCACAACAAACCGAUGAUGAUGAUAACGGGGCUGUGACUCGUAUAUCGGGAGUUGGGCUCGGCGCUGCUCUGAUGGCGAUCGGGGCUGCUGCCGUUGCUCUCUUGUAGAGGUGGAUCGAGCAUGGGGGUGAAGUUAGCUUGUGCUUGAGAAUGCCUGUUGUGUUAUAUGUAGAUAUAUUUAUAGAUCACGGAACUGAUAAAAGCUGUCAUGUUUGGA